AUGAGAUUCUUCUCAGUACUAUCCACAGCAUUAUUGGUUGGAUUCUGCUAUUGUGUUCCUCCAAAUUAUGACUAUAAAGAUCAGGGAGGAGUUGCUGGACCUAAGAUAGUAAAGCUCAACGUUAAUGAUAUAGACACUAAUCUCUUCUCCACUGAGGAGUCAUUUCCUGAAGGAGUACCUCUAAAGACUGUUACUCCAAAGGAUGGUGUCCUCAUAUCCUCUGUUAUGGAUGGAAAGAUGGAAGUGUAUACUGUCCCGAGGGAUCAAGUUUGCUACCUCUGCGAGCUCCAUUCCGAGGAUGGCUACAAACUGCUAAGAAUACACUCCCAUAAAGACUAUAAAAUUGAAUUCCACUAUUUUGAGAAUGAAGGCUCUGGAUGGAGUACUCUGAAAAAAUAUGAAUUUGAAGAAAGACUUGAGAAAAUGCAGUAG
Molecule: messenger RNA, 432 nt
Organism: Theileria equi strain WA
Lineage: Eukaryota; Apicomplexa; Aconoidasida; Piroplasmida; Theileriidae
Product: signal peptide-containing protein
Exons: 1
Coding region: 1-432 (143 amino acids)
Source: RefSeq, a predicted model, not a curated record